AUGGUCUAUUUCACAACUUUGCAUAAAAGCACUUUCUUGAGUUGAGUGCAUAUUCAUCUGGUAGCGACCAUUGUUAACCCAACACCUAUUGAUCUCAUCAAGGGGUUCGGAUCUCUUGGGGUAACGACAGUCGUUUGACCCCGGUUCGAAGUACUGACCCAGGCAAACUCCACAUUUUCCUCAAUAACAUGUUGCCUAUAUCUCUGUCAAUUAUUUUGUCCCUCCACUCACACACCUCUACCUACCUACAAAUCACACACACACACACACACACACACACACACACACACACACACACACACACACACACACACACACACACACACACACACCCACCUACCUCUACCUACCCAUCACACACACACAUACACACCAGCUCCAGCUCAUCUCUGCUCAGAGAGGCAGACCUCAUGCGCCAGGGGGGGAGCUCAUAUGUCCUCAGGAUCCUAGGGGUGUACCAGGGACGGCCCCCAAGCUCCGGCCCCUCCACCCACCUGGGGCUGGUCAUGGAGUUUAUGGAGAGGGGGUCCCUGGCGACCCUCCAGGAACGUCUCUCCGGCCCCCCACCCUGGCCCCUGUCCUUCCGCCUGGCCCACCAGGUGGCUCUGGGCAUGAACUUUCUCCACCACCUCGAUCCGCCCCUGCUGCACCUGGAUCUCAAGCCCAGUAACGUGCUGCUAGAUGACAGCCUCCAUGCCAAGCUGACAGAUUUCGGCCUAGCCAGGGUUUACCACAGCAUUUCCAAAGCGAACAGGAAGGACACGGGAGAGGAUGGCGGUACAUUAAGUUACAUGCCACCAGAGGCUUUUGACAUGACAUACAAGCCCACCCACGCCUCGGAUAUCUACAGCUAUGGCAUACUACUGUGGUCCAUUAUCACGGGAAAAGAGCCAUAUCCUAACGCCCGGUCCAGUUUGGUGCGGUUCCGGAUCCCCCAGGGGGAUAGACCCUCUCUGGAUGCGUUGGACAGGGACCAGGUCGAAGGGCUGGGGGAACUGGUGGACCUCAUGGAGAGAUGCUGGGAUACAAAGCCCACCCUGAGACCCACAUUCCUGGACUGCCUUGCUGUGACAGAGAAGAUGUACGAGAAACACAAACAAGGGAUAAAUGAUGCCGUCCAUCAAGUGCAGAAAAAACUGGACUCAGAGAGUGAGCAGAGUAUUACAUCCUCUGUUGCUGCCCUUCACAUCUCACAGCCAUCAGGAAUUCAAAAACACAAAGUGAAAAUCUCUGAUUGUGUGAAGAGUGAACCUCCCCCAACACAGGAAACGACUGGGAGAUUGACCUCGAAACAGAAAUAUAAAGAGUAUCCAUCCCUUCAGCACACAACCCAGCCAAUGAGAUGGCCAGAUGCAGAUCAGGUUACUUCUUCAACCAAUCACACACCAAAGAUGUUCCCCCCUGUAUUCAAUCAUGACUGCAAAACAACAGCUUCCCGCUCUGCAUCUAAUCAAAGUUCAGCGGUCAAUUUUCAGCGCCUGUGUUCCACUCCAGUUACCACAUCCAGUUAUACCACAGGGGGAUUCUCCAUCAACAUGAGCAAUGUGGAAGGACUGCAGAUUGGUGACAAUAACAACAUGUUCAUCAGGUCGCCACAUCUCAGUAAACGCCACAGAAACCCCACAGCCCCAUCUAGAGUUAACUUCACACCAGUGAAGCCAAAGAACCCUAAAGCUCCAGAACCAUGGUGAAGUCGCCAACACUCCCAGCCCUAUGCCCGUGUACGAAUCCCUGCCAGAGACCGAGGUUCACUCUUUGUCUCUCAUCUUAACCUGUCAGCCCCUCUGUUUAUAGUCUGUCUGUAAUAAAAACACAAAAUAUUGAGAUUCACUCUCCUUAAAAAAAAAAGAAACCAUAAAUGAUAAUUAUCUUUUUUUAUUACUUUUUUUGUAACAUUUUGAAUGAUGAAAUCCUGUGCAGCUAGAAAGCAUGGAUUGAUUGUGCAUGUCUGCACUGACAUCCUAAAGAGACUAUCUUUAAUAUCUUUGCAUUAAAAAAAGUUCUCAAUUUGUUGAGCUUCAGGAAAGUCAAUAAAAAGCUCAGAUUUACAGAAUGA
Messenger RNA from Oncorhynchus nerka (sockeye salmon), 2056 nucleotides. It is a transcript of the gene ripk3, whose product is annotated as receptor-interacting serine-threonine kinase 3. The transcript has 12 exons. Bases 189 to 1691 code for a protein of 500 amino acids. Gene Ontology annotation, cellular component: cytoplasm. The record is from RefSeq and is a predicted model, not a curated record. Lineage: Eukaryota; Metazoa; Chordata; Actinopteri; Salmoniformes; Salmonidae. Gene Ontology annotation, biological process: signal transduction; protein phosphorylation. Gene Ontology annotation, molecular function: JUN kinase kinase kinase activity; ATP binding.